This is a messenger RNA of Ctenocephalides felis (cat flea), 720 nucleotides long. Its product is annotated as general transcription factor II-I repeat domain-containing protein 2B-like. The transcript has a single exon. The coding region runs from base 1 to 720 and encodes 239 amino acids. NCBI's taxonomy places the organism in Eukaryota, Metazoa, Arthropoda, Insecta, Siphonaptera, Pulicidae. The record is from RefSeq and is a predicted model, not a curated record.
AUGAGUCAAUUUAAAAAAAGAAAAGUCGAUUUGGAAUGCAGAAACUUCAAUGAAGCUUGGACGGUAAAAUAUCUGUUUACAAACAUUAAUACGAAAGCAAUUUGUUUAGUUUGUCAGGAAACAAUUGCUGUUUUCAAAGAAUACAAUUUAAAUAGGCACUUUAAAACAAAACAUCCAAAAUAUGCAUCACUUUCUUCAAAAGAACUUCAAACUGUAGCAGAAAACUUAGCAAAAAACUUGAAUAAGCAACAAAAUAGUUUUACUAAACAAAGUAAUAUAGAGAUAUCUACCACAAAAGCAAGUUAUGUUGUCGCACACAAAAUUGCUAAGUUCUGUAAGCCGUUUUCUGAAGCAGAAUUUGUUAAACAAUGCAUGGUACAAGUGUCGGAGAUAUGUUGUCCUGAAAAGAAACAUAUUUUUGAGAAUUUAAGCCUUUCGAGAAGAACAAUAGUACGACGGAUUGAAAAUAUUUCAGGAAACUUACUUGACCAGCUAAGAACAAAAAUUGCUGAUUUUACCUAUUGUUAUCUGGCUUUAGAUGAAUCCUGCGAUAUUACUGAUACAAGUCAAUUAUUAAUAUUUAUUCGCGGCAUUAACAAGAAAUGUGAAAUUAGCGAGGAACUUCUUAGUGUGCAUCCAAUGAAAGGUACAACUACUGGUGAAGACUUCUUUCUCGCUGUUGAAGAGUGUUUAGUUAAAGUAAGUUUAACUUGGAACUAG